Messenger RNA from Hydractinia symbiolongicarpus, 2572 nucleotides. RefSeq names its product phosphoribosyl pyrophosphate synthase-associated protein 1-like. Gene Ontology annotation, molecular function: magnesium ion binding; ribose phosphate diphosphokinase activity. Gene Ontology annotation, biological process: purine nucleotide biosynthetic process; 5-phosphoribose 1-diphosphate biosynthetic process. The record is from RefSeq and is a predicted model, not a curated record. Bases 404 to 1555 code for a protein of 383 amino acids. The transcript is spliced from 12 exons. NCBI's taxonomy places the organism in Eukaryota, Metazoa, Cnidaria, Hydrozoa, Anthoathecata, Hydractiniidae. Gene Ontology annotation, cellular component: ribose phosphate diphosphokinase complex; cytoplasm.
UUUUUUUUUUUUUGAUUUGCAAUGCUGACGUCAAAACGUCUUAAACAACUAACUUUUUCAAUGUUCUAUUGCCUAAGUGGAUUUUUCCACGGGUCUUUAUCGACUAGUAAACAAUAAAUGGCAGUUUUUUAACAUAUCUAACAGAAGAUAUCGGCAAUGGCCUCCUGUGUCUUUCUUCCAUAGCUCAGCACUACGUAUAAUCCCUCAGCUGGAGAAAUCAACGUUGUUAUUCUGUUAUUGUGAGAGUGCAAAGGUUACCGUAACAGCUUUUGUUUAUACUUAUUAUAUCAUAUUAUUUUACAUCGUAAUAGUGACCAGCUUCAAGACGGCGAAUAGAUUCGGACCACCAUUCUUUUCUCAAGCCUCAUACUUUGGCAAGAGUGGGAAAGCUGGGGGCAAUAAAAUGGGAGAAUCAAAUAUUAUCUUGUUUUCACUCAAAGGAACCGACCUUCUUCUUGCGAAGAAUAUAUCAAAAAGAUUGAGCAUAUCACUUGGAACAAUGGAAUGCAGGUUAUUUGCAAACAAAGAAACAAAGCUUACUAUUGAAACAUCGGUGCGAAACAGAGAUGUUUACGUGUUGCAAGUUAUGGAUAACAAUCCAAACGAUUGUAUCAUGGAACUCUUAAUGAUGUGUUAUGCUUUGAAAACUGCAUGUUGUAGAAAAGUUAUUGUUAUGGUUCCGUAUUUACCAUAUUCUAAGCAAAGUAAGAUGAGAAAUCGUGGUGCGAUACCUGCCAAACUACUCGCAAAAUUACUAUGUAGAGCAGGCAUGGAUCACAUGCUGACUAUGGAUCUUCACUCUAAAGAAGUUCAAGGAUUCUACGACUGUCCAGUAGACAAUCUUCGUGCAUCUCCUUUUUUGAUCCAAUACAUUCAAGAAAGAAUACCAGACUAUUUCGAAGCUGUUAUUGUAGCUAGGCACCCAGGCGCAGCUGCAAGGGCAAAUUCCUUUGCUGAGCGUCUUCAGCUAAACAUUGCUGUUCUUCACGGAGAGCAAGCGCUAGAAGAGUCUGACCAAUGCGAUGGAAGAAACUCCCCACCUGCUGCAAGGAGAGCUCGGAGUCGCGCGAUAUCUGAAAUGUCUGACAGGGAUUGCAGUGAAAUUACAGUACCUCUAGAACUCUAUCAACGCCAGUUCUCGAAUAAUGGAGUGUACUCCUUGCAGUAUUCGUAUCUCGGUAUGCCGACGAAAGUUAAAAAGCCGUUAACAAUUGUGGGCGAUGUGAAAGGAAAGAUUGCAAUAAUCGUGGAAGAUAUAGUGGACGACGCAGCCGUCCUGUGCGACGCAGCGAAAAUAUUAAAGAUGGAAGGUGCCAACAAAAUUUAUGUUGUGGCUACCCAUGGCUUGUUUUCUGGUGAUGCGCCACGGGUUUUAAUGGAAUCACCCAUUGACGAAGUGAUUGUAACUAACACGGUUCCUCUUGAAAACAAGCUUCCCAGCUGUCCAAAGAUACGUUCAGUGGAUAUUAGUCCAGUAUUGUCAGAAGCCGUGCGACGUAUUCAUAAUGGCGAAUCAAUGUCCUACUUAUUCCGAAAUAUACCUUUGGAAGAUUAGAUAUGGCGGGAUGCAGUAUGGUGGAGAAAAACAAAAAUUAAUGACGCAAAAGUUGAUGAUAGUUUUAUUAAAUUCUGUGCCGUUUGCGUCAUGUUUUUAUUUGAAAUUGAGGCAUUCUAGUGUUCCGCGUGCAAAUAUAUUUUGUCUUAUUUUUUUAGUUGGGGCGCUUGUGUAGGUAUUAUCAAGUUAUCUCACAAUCCCAAUUAAGUUUUAUUUUGUAAAAAUGAAAACAAACCCAAUUUCAAUUGGUUUAAUAUCUUCUUCAUUAUGAUGGAGAGUAAAUUAUGCACUGACAAGAUGUUCUUCUCCACGGGGAGUUUUUUAAUCCCAAGAUGGCGUCGACGACUGUGUCGUGUACUGUAUUGUACACCCCUAGUCAACCUAUAUUCUACGUCCUUGCAUACUUUCCAUAAACUCAGCAUUUUCUUGAAUAAAAUGUUUUAUAUUUUAGUUCAGAUUUGUGUAUCAAGAAGUCGUGAAGAAACUGUUUAUUACGACAGAAUCGAAUGACAUCUGACGAGUUUAAUUUCCCACCCACGCUGUCAUAGUCUUUCAAGAGCACGUCAAGUCUUGUCAAAUCUUUAUAAACAUACAAGCAAACAUGCUAUGAGCAAACAAUCUUAAUGAAGGGCAGUGUGACCGUGCAGUUGUCUCACUGAGAAAAUGAGGCCAAUACUAUUAAACUAAUUAAUUCACGCGUUCACCCGUUAUCACCCCCCCCCCCCCCCCCCCCUACUUCGCUAUUGCGGUGCCAGACAAAUAAAACACGGGUAUUAUUACCAGUAGGCUAGGAUCUUUACCAAAUCGUGAAAUUUGUUAUUUUGCCAUAACGUUACGUUAAUUUGCUAUAAAAGUUUAAAUGAAAAAUUAACAAUCAACUAAAUUCUUGGAAAAGCACAAGGAUAAUGUGAAACAAAAAGGAAAAGAAACGAGAUGUAAAAAUGUUUUUUAUGGUUUCCUGAUGUUAAACAAUGUAUUUGCGUACUUAAGAUAAAAAGAGAAUGAAUGUUUCUUGCA